Molecule: messenger RNA, 1513 nt
Organism: Drosophila ficusphila
Lineage: Eukaryota; Metazoa; Arthropoda; Insecta; Diptera; Drosophilidae
Product: galactose mutarotase
Exons: 1
Coding region: 305-1369 (354 amino acids)
Biological process (GO): beta-D-galactose catabolic process via UDP-galactose, Leloir pathway; glucose metabolic process
Molecular function (GO): carbohydrate binding; aldose 1-epimerase activity
Source: RefSeq, a predicted model, not a curated record
AAUUUCAUUCAAGCUGAUUAAAAAAGUGAAUUAAGCAAAAACAAAACUAAUCAGAGCAAUCUCUUUAGUUGUGAAAGUUCUCAGAGACGCUGAUCCCCUUAUCACACUCUUUUCCAUCGCCACCUUGCGAUAACACAAUUUAUUUACAUAUGCUUGUGUUUUUGUUUGCGGCUUUUUUGCGAUAAUUAAUACAAACACAUAUGCGCACCGAGUGCUGAUUAACCUCUACGGUUUUUGGAGGGUCAGAUAAAAACGCAGCGCAACUGGUAUUCGCACUUAUUCGCCACCUGGCGCUGCAGUCAAAAUGGUUAAAGUCACAGAGGAUGUAUUUGCCACUGGAGCAGUGAAUCCUUUUACCAAAUCCAAGGAUACGAUCAAGAGGUUCACCUUGUCCAAUGGAUAUGGAAUGUCCGUCCAGUUGAUCACCCGCGGAGCAAUAAUUACGAGCAUAAAGACUCCAGAUGCCAGCGGUAAAAUAGAUGACGUGACCCUCGGUUUUGAUGAUCUGGCGGGCUAUCAGAGUGACAGGAAUCCCUAUUUUGGAGCCACCAUUGGUCGGGUGUGCAAUCGGAUUGGAAAUGGCAGUUUCACGCUGGAUGGGAAGCUGAUUCAGGUGUCCAAGAAUCGAGAGAACAAGUUUCAACUUCAUGGCGGUUUUGUGGGAUUCGAUAAAGCCCACUGGGAAGUGGUGGAGGUGCGUCAGGAUGGAGUUACUUUGUCCCACACCAAUCCUGAUGGACACGAGGGAUAUCCGGGAAAGGUUACAGCCACGGCAAGCUUUACCUUAAGCGAGGACAAUUGCCUCCACGUCCUGAUGAAUGCAGUGGCCGAUAAGCCGACGCCCGUAAAUCUCACCAAUCACUCGUACUUUAACCUUGCUGGCCACAAAGCCGGAGCAAAUGGAUUAUACGAGCACACCAUCGAGAUUAACGCCUAUGGCAUUACUGAAACAGAUCAGUCUUCCAUUCCAACAGGAAAGAUCCUACCGGUAGAUGGAACGUCCUUCGAUCUCCGUGUAUCUAGCAACCUGGGCGAACGUCUCAAACAACUGCAACCAGCGCGAGGAUACGAUGACAACUUCUGUGUGACUUCUGACCCGCCACAAACGCUGGCCAAGGUGGCCAGGGCCACUCAUCCGCCCAGCGGACGAUGGCUGGAGGUGGUCAGUAAUCAGCCAGGAGUGCAGUUCUACACCUCCAACUUCAUGCCAGAUGUGCAAUCUGGGGAGGCUCCGAUUUCCGGCAAGGAUGGAGCUGCCUAUGCCAAGCAUGGAGCCUUCUGCCUGGAGACCCAAAAAGUUUCCCGACUCCGUGAACCACAGCAACUUUCCCUCGACCAUUUUGCGACCGGGAGAGAGCUAUCACCAUGAAGUAAUCUACAAGUUCGGGGUUUCGCACUGAACACCUUAUCUAACCCAUAUAUACGUAUAAAUGCCAUGUAUCCGUCUAACUCGUAAUUACAAUAACCAAUAAACCAAAAGCACGCAGAUAAUGCAAAUAGGUUCCAACACGAA